Messenger RNA from Naegleria lovaniensis, 1293 nucleotides. RefSeq lists its product as uncharacterized. The record is from RefSeq and is a predicted model, not a curated record. Bases 1 to 1293 code for a protein of 430 amino acids. The transcript has a single exon. NCBI's taxonomy places the organism in Eukaryota, Heterolobosea, Eutetramitea, Acrasida, Naegleriidae.
AUGAGAUUUACCAAACGAGAUAUUUCUCGGCUUCUCUUCAAGAACGUUUCUCCCUUUAAGCUCAUUCUUCAUGGAAUUUGUAUCGGGAUUUGUUUAUUGCCUGCCAUUGCAGUGCUCAUUGUCGGAUUGGUAGUUUUUAUGACAUCGCCGAGUGAUAAUAUCACCUCUCCAGCCACAUGCAUCAUUCUUUCUAAAUUACAAUGUAUUACCAAUAACAAGAACAACAAUCUGGUUCAUCAUCACGAGAGGAGAGUCAUUCAUUCUCAUCACCAUCAAGAAGAAGAAAUUCAUACAUUUUCAUCAUCAUCAGAACGAAAAUUAUUGGCUCAACCACACCACAAGGCUUCUUCCCUCUCUCAAUCAUCAUCAUCAUUGUUCGUACACUCCUCUCAUUCCACUUUUACUGUACAAUCAUCAUCAUCAUCCGAUAACACCAAACACGCAAGCCUCAUCACGACACAAUGUACCUACUCUGUUUCCUUCACCAUUCCCUCUUCGGAACAACAACAACAACACCCAAUUUCAGCAGAAACCACCAUCAAAUCAUCCAUCAUUCCCUUUCCUCGAGACUCUCCCUAUGCCAACUAUACCCUACAAGAUCGUGUCCCUUGUUUCUAUGAUCCUCGCAAUCCAAAGAAUGUUUCCUUUGAAAAAACCAAUCUCAUUCACUUUUAUACCAUUGUAGGAUUGGGUGUCAUUGGUGCUGGAGCAUGUCUACUUUUGCUCGUAUUGAUUUCUGUUGGAAUCUUUUGUACGAAUUUUUGUCGUUUCUGUGUCGAGUACAAGAAAACGAAACGAAAACGAAGACAACUCUUCCGUAAGAGUAUGUUACACAAAAUGAUCACGAUGUAUGGCAGUAGUGGAGAGAGUGAAGAUGGAUAUACCAGUAGUAGCAGUAAUGAGGGUGGAGCGAGAUUUGGCCUUAAUCAUUCGAGUAGUAUUGAGGGAAUUUUAAAUUAUGGAAGUACAGAUCGAAAGAGAGAAUCUAUUGGAAAUGGUUAUUAUUAUUCGAAUGCUAACAAGUCACCAUCGAAAUUUAGAAAUUCGGGAGCGAAUAGUAGUGGCAGCAGUCAUGUCAUGCUUUCACCCAUGCAAUAUCAAGGAAUAUUGUCAUCGACUCAAGUGUUGAGGAAUGAUAAAUCAUUUCAUGUGGAUGAAAAGUAUUUUUAUCAACAUAGUGACGAUGAAGAUCAUGAGAAUACUCUUAGUAGUUCGAGUGUCGAGGAUGUCGCAGUUGAAAUUGUCUCAACUCCCAACCAUCCGCCUUCAUUUCCUGCCCAGAAUCAUUAUUAA